Messenger RNA from Papilio machaon (common yellow swallowtail), 5364 nucleotides. It is a transcript of the gene cpx, whose product is annotated as complexin. The coding region runs from base 234 to 617 and encodes 127 amino acids. The transcript is spliced from 4 exons. Gene Ontology annotation, cellular component: terminal bouton; SNARE complex. The record is from RefSeq and is a predicted model, not a curated record. Gene Ontology annotation, biological process: synaptic vesicle exocytosis; regulation of neurotransmitter secretion; neurotransmitter transport. Gene Ontology annotation, molecular function: syntaxin binding. NCBI's taxonomy places the organism in Eukaryota, Metazoa, Arthropoda, Insecta, Lepidoptera, Papilionidae.
AAACAGCAUUGGCCGUCUGCCGCUCGCGAUGGACGGUGUUCCCGUGACAAUCAUGUAAUAUACGCUAACUCCUUGCUCCUAGCAGUAACGAUACGUAUCAUGAACUCUCUAAUGUAGUUAAAGAAUUGGUGCUCAAUUAAAAAAUAAAUUAUAUAUUUUUAUAUCGGACUUUGUUAUGGAGAUUUGUUAGUAGGUUGUAGGGUUUGUUAAGCGGUGGUGCUACGUGAAGCAAGAUGAACUUUCUGGGUGCAGUUGGCGGUGAUGGUGAUGACAGCGAUGAUAAGGAGAAGGAAGAAGAAGCGGAACGUGAACGGCAGGAGGCCAUCCGUGAGGCCGAGGAGCGCCGCAAGGAGAAGCAUCGCAAGAUGGAGGAGGAGAGGGAGAAGAUGAGGCAGGAGAUCAGGGAUAAGUACAAAAUCCCCAAGAAGGAGGAGAUGGUGGAGCAGCAGCAGGCGGAGCCCGACAAUCCGCUCAUGAGGAAGAAGAAGACGCCCGAGGAACUCGCCGCAGAGGCCGAGCUGGAGGACCAGGAUGAAUUCACUAAACUGAAAAAUACCAUCGAAACGCAAGUGAACGAAUUGAAAUCUCAGAUCGAGAGCAAGUGCGUGAUGCAGUGAGCUGGAGUUGUUGCGCCGUCUUUGUUAUAACAAUAUUAUACCCGAAUACAUGAUGUAGCUGCUCGGCCGAUUGUUACGUCACACCCACCACAUUCCACCCCCGAACAACCCCCAACCAUGACCGGAACAACCCCUUCGCAAUACCGUAUCAUUCGCGCUCAAACAUUUUUGUAGGAGAGAUUGAAUUCUAAAUUAUUUCGAAACGUAGUCAGCUAGUGGCGCGUUGGUGCUUGAUGAUGAGCAAUAAUAUUUUUAUACAUUCAUAGAAAAAAAAAUUUGGAGAGCGACCUUCAAUGCCACAGAAAAGUGCAUCAGCGGGACUCGCCCCCGCCGGUCAGGUCACGGCAAAUGAUCCAGUUUUAUAUGUUGACGCUUGUGAUAUAUUGUUAUUUAAGUGUAAUGAGAAAAUAAAUUUAAAUACAACUAGAAUGUUAAUGAAAUAAUGGAAGAGGAAGUAACAUAUAUUAAGUCGGUAGCGCGCGUGUAGUCUGACUGUACCGAGACCACCCUUCUCUCGCCUGUCUCUCGCCUUCGGAAUCGACUUACAUUGAAAUAACAAUGUAUUCGCUAGUAAAUAUUUGUUUUCAUCCAAAUUCCACUCAGCUUGGUGUCUCUCGAUGUAGAAGUUUUACCGUGCGCGGUAAAACGGACGCGUGGCUUACGCUCUUCGCUCUCUCUCUCUCUCUUUGUCCUCUUCUGUGUCUCUCCUUCUGCAACUUUAAACUCUCCGACUUUUGCCUCUAAAUCUUUUGCAUGCGUGCUUCUGCAGUGUUAGUCGGUAUCGUGUCAGUGAAUUUGUUUAGAUGUAAAUACCCGUAAUGGACCUAGCCUUAAUAUCCACAUCGAAAAUAUUUAUAGGUUACAAUAUUGUUACUGAUAAAGUUUGGAGCUGGCGUCCGGCAAACGCCGAGGAGCGCCUCUCCGACAUCUUAUAGUCGUCACUUUUGUUUCUGCAUGUCUUUAAGAUAAGAUCGAUGUUCAUUUAGAGUAAAGCGUUAAGAUUGUAGAUAACAAACACUUGACCUGUUGUUUUACCGUUGUACCAAUGUAGCGUAGUUAACGCAAUAUAACGUUUUAUCGAUGUUUAUGCUUAGGUGUAAAGUUAAUGUACGUGCGAGCGAAAUUUUCGAGCGAUUCGUGCGAUGGUAUGUUCUGAAAUGAUUUCAAACAACAGACGAAGCAUACGUGGCCGCUACGAUCUCUAUGGACUGCUACGACUGCCCGCAAAGAGAAGGCUCGCAAGUAUAAUUGUUCGAACAUUUGUCUCCACAUGUAAGCUGCAAAUGCAAAAGAUUUGUUAUCGUCAAAAGCUGUGAUAUAUAAAUAAAUAAAACAAUCGGCGUGCGCGGGACGCGGCUCGACCCGCCCCAACCCGCCACCCGAUACACUUUUCACUUUAGCUUCUUUGAUCUUUGACCUUCACUAAAUAAAAAUGUUUCAUCGACUAUCUUUGUAACUUCAUUGGAAACGUUCACAUUUCCUCCGCUCUCAUAGACCUCAACUGCGACGGAACUUCGACAAACUUCUUCAAUGUAAUCAGCACAUCAUGUAUUUCUUCUACUUUUGUGUUACUUUUUCUCUUCGACUAUCGGCUAUGUAACCUACGCUUGCUUCACUCUAAUCUUAACCUAAUUUGGCUCCUUUGAUCUUCUAUAAAAAAUCUAUCAUCAUGAUAUCGCGGACUCAAGAUAGAUAUUCAAUAUACACCCAUGUAAAUACUUUUGCAACGAUACUUUCAGAUCGUCUAUUGAGAAUUCUUUAUCUGAUAACACAUUAUAUUCUUAAUUUCCUUUUAUGGGAUUAGUUCAGAGCCCCUCUUCUGCUCGCGAUCACUUGCGAUGGGCGCCGCUUGUCUCGGCCUCCGACCCGUCCGUCGUAACUCUAUCAUCUUCUAUAUCGUUAAGGUAUUCUAACUUUCACCGUGUACGUGUCUAGCCUAGGUUUACGAUAUAUUACGCGUUAGCUCUAUUAUACGUGCAUGGCAUUUAUAGCUAAACUGUUGUUCGUAGUUGUUCGAGGUAAACAAUAAUAGAUUUAAGUCCGGACACCUCGGUUCUCUCCGACUCGACCAAAAAGUCGCCUCUAUCGUUCAUGACUCUUCCUGUGUCCUGUCUAUUCGUACGCUAACUAUGGAACGCUGCCCUAGAACCUUUCUCUCUUCGACUAUCUUCAAUCUAUCAGUAGUGUCUAAUAUAAUUCGGUCUUCGUUGUUGACUCUCACUUACGUAGCUAUAGUGAAUUAGAAAAUUAUUUUGGUACGUAGCGAGGGUUAGGUAUAGCGUUAAAAAUUCAAUGUUAAAUCCGCUAAUUGUCACUAAUUUAAAAACCUAAUCUUGUCUCUGGUUUUUUGAAUAUUUCAAUGUGUGCAUGCGUUUAUAUUUAAGUGUAAGGUAGCUCUUGCGAGUGUGUUCGGUGUCGUUUUCUCUCGAUUAGUCUUUAACUCGAUACGUAAAGCGCUUUAUCGAGUUUCUUGUAUGUAAGCUUUCAGUGUUCUCUGUAUAGUGUUAAAUAUUAUUAAGUAAAUGAUUGCUUGACCGCGCAAUUCGUUACGGAAUUUGGGUGAUAUCAAAUUGUUGCCAUUAUUAAUAUUAUCAAAAAGCACUUAUAAUUUCUGCUUUAAUUUCUCUGCAAUCACAACCUCCUCACUUCAAUACGAGAAGCUAUCGGCCGGUACUUUGAAUCUUUUCAUCUAGUAGUGAAAAAUAAUUCUUUCUUGAUCAAAUUUUGAUUUAUUUACAUUUAAAUAUAUAGUGAAUUUAUAAAGAGGUUUAUACAAGGUAGGAAUGUAGUUUAGUAUAUAAUAUUAAAUUAUAUAUAUAAAAUAAUAUGCAAAUAUUGAUGAUUGUUUAUAUUCACAGCCGUAGUAUAAUUGAUAAUUGUUCUUAAGUGACUCGCGACCAAUUUCAGAAUUUCUCCAAAGGCAAAAUCAGUUGAAUGACUAAUCUUAUGACUUUCGUACUCAGGGUAAAUGAAAAUAUUGUAAUUUACUGCUAUUGUUGUCUAUUUAUAUAUCUACAUACGUUCAGUUAGAACUGUUAGGAUUUUCACUUCGCCUUUUUAACUGUGUCCUGCAUAAUUUUAUCCCUCAAAAAAUAAUCUUAAUUCUGCACCAAACUUGUGUACAUUUCAACGUUAUUCUUAUUAAUAAGUCAAAUAUUUAGCCUAUAUCGUGAAACAUCUUACAGAUGUUGUUGAAAAGUCACUAAAAAACACCGAUUAAGCAAUUGUUAGACAUCGAGAUAUGUAAUUUAUUAGUAUUUAUAAAUAAAAUCAUGAAAAAACCGAGUUUAAUAACUUUCGGUAAGGAAUAGGUUGUUAGAGUUAACGUACUAAGGGUCUGUUUGAUUGUUGCACUAAGUAUUUGAUAUAUUACACUAAUCACAUUAGACUUUUAAUUUUUAUAAAAAAAACAAUACAUGUCUGAUCAUAGAGUAUAAAAUAUAACAACAACAUAAACUAAUUGAAAACCAGAAUCAGAAAUCAUUGUCAUGUAUCUUUUAGAAACACGGCUAAAUUUAAAUAUGAUUCGUUUUGAAAAAUAAUUUAAUCAAUUGAAACAUAAACGCAAUAGUAAAUCCCACAUAGACUGUCAAUCACAACGAAAACAAAUACGCACUGAAUACUAAAAAAAAAUGAAAUUUAAUGCUUCAUCAAUUAUUCUUAUAAUAAAAGAAAUAUAUUAAACAGCAAAAUACAGCAAUUUCUCAAUUUAUUAAAUAAAUGUAACUUAAAUGACGGAUAAAUUUAUAGGUUAAGUCAAACUGCACAGAUGACUAUAACCGGCUGACAUAAAACUAUAGACAAAUGUCAGAGACAACGACACAAACCACACACAAGAGCUUCAUUACACGAAGUAACGCCAUUAUUUAAUAUAUUUUAGAUAUUAUUUUAUAUUUCAAUCAUAGUGUGGAGAGGCUUUAUAAAAGAACUGAAAAAAAAGUGCCACAGAAUACCGAUAAUUUUUCCUCUUUUUGGAAUGAUUUUUAUGCAUCUUACCACACUAUGUUUGAAUUUUUCUAUUGGGUUAAAAGGUGCGCCAUUUUCAUAAAGAUAUAGUAUGUUGGCGCGGCCGGGGAUGAUUAUAAAAUGUAUGGUUUACGAUUCUAUAAUAAUGUGGACUGUUUAGGAAGGUUGUUCCCCGGCCGACGGAGUUAUUCCAUUAGGGUAGUCACAGGCCACAUUUUGGUAAGUUAGCUUUUAAUAUUAGUGACAUCUAGUGUUAAAAAUUGCAAGUUUACUGAAAUUUAAUGAAAUGUGUAAAACAAUUUUGAAAAAAAAAUCAUUAAUUCAGAUAUGAACGUGGUUCAUGUGUUGUAUUGUUAUUAUGAAGAUUAGUAGAUAAACCAUGAUUACAUUAAAUUAGAGUAACGGAUGAGAUACGAAAGAGGUUAUUGUUGAAAAUGUUUUUAGAUAAUUAAAUCAGAUUGAGCUUUUGUGAAACCUUGUUAUUGAUGGUUAUUAAGAGUUCGGUUCGCGGUAUUUUCGGCUGUCUAAGUACUGCCAUACGAUUAUGACUUUUAUCUCUAUACGUAUUAGUUCGGUUUUGUCACCCGUCACUCUUAGGUAUAAGGUAGGCUUGGGCUGCAUAUUUGUUUAUCAGUAAUGUUGCAAUGCAUUGUUAAAUUUAUUUAAUCGUCCCUAUUAGUUACGUACAAAAGUUUAGAGGUAGCCAUUUUCAUAUGAACCGCUGUAAAUGUGAAAGUGGUGUAUCUACCAUGUUGUUAAAUAAUAAAUAAAUUACAUUGUA